Yamadazyma jaroonii is the source of this 351-nucleotide messenger RNA. The record is from the annotation of a GenBank genome assembly. Lineage: Eukaryota; Fungi; Ascomycota; Pichiomycetes; Serinales; Debaryomycetaceae.
AUGUUCAGAUCAGCUAUCCGUUCCGCCAGAAUUAAUGCUUUACCAAAAGCUUCAUUCACCAGCAAAAUGAUUCAACCAAUUCGUUUCUACGCUGUUGCUCCAAUUUCCAAAGAAGAAGUUACCAAAAGAGCUUUUGAAGCUUUAAAAACCGUUGCUGCUUUACAAGAAUCUAAAUUAUCAGCUGAAGCUUCAUUCCAAAAUGAUUUAGGUUUAGAUUCAUUAGAUACCGUCGAAGCUUUAGUUGCAUUGGAAGAAGAAUUCGAUUUAGAAAUCCCAGAUAAAAUCUCCGAUAACAUUAAAACCGUUGGUGAAGCUAUUGAUUACAUUUACGAAGAAGAAAAAAAUCUUUAA